Ricinus communis (castor bean) is the source of this 4105-nucleotide messenger RNA. Its product is annotated as wall-associated receptor kinase-like 20. The transcript has 3 exons. The record is from RefSeq and is a predicted model, not a curated record. Bases 1651 to 3570 code for a protein of 639 amino acids. Lineage: Eukaryota; Viridiplantae; Streptophyta; Magnoliopsida; Malpighiales; Euphorbiaceae. Gene Ontology annotation, molecular function: ATP binding; polysaccharide binding; protein kinase activity. Gene Ontology annotation, biological process: protein phosphorylation.
CAAUGUGCUGCUUGGUCUUUAAUGCUACAUGUAACAUAAGUUGGAGCAUAAGCUGUCAGUUGGAUUAUCUAAAUUGUCAAUUCAAACUUUACCAGUUAAAGAAAAGAGUUUACAAUCAGUCCUUCAUUUCUAGCCCCUAGCUUUCUGAUAGAUAUUGCUAAGCUCCUAGUUUCCAAGGAAGGAUCAAAGCCUGCUAAUCUCAAUGAUCUCGUGGAUGUCACUUCUAUCAUUGUAUGAUUAAGAAUUACCAUGCCUUUGUAUGAACAAGAAUUGUACUGGAAUUGAAGAAAUGUAAGUAAAGAAGUUAGUGAGCAUGUUAUUGCUUUCUUUGGUAAAAAUGAGUCGACUUUAAUAAGUGAAAAGAUUUACUAUUGACCCCAUCAUGAUAUUAGCGCUAUCAAACUUAAAGCUGAACUGGCAAUACAUAUUAGUUUGAAAUUAAUUAAAGAUUGAAAAAUAAUAUUUUUUCAGCGUCUGCUAAUAGUCCCUCCUGAGCUAGCAUAUGGAAGUAAGGGAGUCCAAGAAAUUCCUCCAAAUGCAACAAUAGAGAUAGAUAUUGAACUGCUGUCCAUCAAAGAAAGCCCAUUUGGGUCCCCUGUAAAAAUAAUUGAAGGUUAAUACAAUUGUAGCUGGUUAUGUUGGUUCGUUAAAUCGGAUGAACCAAGCAGCAGACAAUAGCUUACAGGAAAGUUAGAUUUCUAUUUUGCUCCAAAUUUUACGUUGGACCAGAUUGCUUCUUUUAUUGGCACUUGAAGAGAAAGGAACUGCCCACUUAAAAUGAUUACAUGUUACUGAUACUUUUGUAAGUGUAUUUACAAACUCAAUAAAUACUGCUUUCCAUCUUAUCCUCUCAGCGUAUAUUCUGUACCAAGUUUCCUCAUAUUUCUUGACAUGCUGCUUCAUGCUAGUUAGAUUGUUAAACGUCACAGUAAAUGCUUCAAUAUUUCCCAAUCUGACAGAUUUAUGAUUCAUUUAUACUUAAUAAGUUCCAAAAUGAUGAGAAGUAAAUGAAUAUGCAGGAUGAUAAAUACAUUAUUCAUUUCUUGUGGUCAUAGUGAAUUUGAGUUUGUAUUUCUCCUGAUCAUUUUUGAAUUCAACUCGCAUUGUUUUACUGUGAGACCUUUUAUGUCUUUCUCUGAGAUUCUUUGCUAAAUAAAGUACUUUUGUUGAUGAAGGAGAAAAGAUGUUAUAGUGCGAUUGUGUAUUAUCUCCAUCUGUAUACUUUUCCACUUAUAUUGAUAACCAUGGCGUGCCAUCCACAUGUAAGUUUGUUAGAGAACAGAAGGAAAUUAGUGGUAGUGCAGAGGGUACUCAUGCCUUAGAAUUUCCCUUUUAAUUAUUUUAAUAGAUUUUUCUUGCUAGAGCUUUGAAUCCCAUAAAACAAGAAAAAAGAAUAGUUAGGACUUUCCUAUUAGAGCUUGCCUUAAAUAGAGCAUAUGGCUAGAAAUUCCAUCCUUGUGCACCCGCUAUAGGAGGAACCCACCAGUCCAAUAAAUGCCGAAAGUUUGAGUGUUUCAGAUAGAUGCCUGCAGCCACUUUGCAAAUUAUAAUUCCUCAACUUUAUUCUCUUCUUUUUAGGCUUUUAUUUACCCCUUUACCGUCCUCUUUGUGCCAUCGUUCUUUGCUGCUCUUCCUCUCUGCUCAAGCAAGAUGAUCACAAGUAAAUCUACUGCAAAACCACCUUUCCUUAGCUAUAUUUUUUUUCUUCUUUUCUUUAGCCAUCAUUCUUCUUCCCAGAAGACCUGCCCAAACUGUGGCUUCAUGGAAGUUCCUUAUCCUCUGAGCACAAACCCCAGCUGUGGUGACCCAAACUAUCAUCUUCGCUGUGAUUCCCAUUCACAGAAACUUUAUUUUGAUGCUAUGAAUGGGAGUUCUUACCUUGUACUCAGAAUCAUGGCCUCAUUUCACCGCAUGGUUGUAAAACCAUCACCAUGGGUGUCAAGUACAUGUGUUACACAAGACAUGCUAGUGAGUGGGGGCCUUUGGUUGAAUCAGACACUCCCUUUCAAUGUCACCUCAUCCAACACAGUCUUCCUCUUCAACUGCUCACCCAGGCUUCUUGUCUCUCCUCUCAAUUGUACUCCUUCUAGUCUUUGUCACAGUUACUUGGAGAGCUCUGGACUUGUUGAUAAAAAUCGAUCUCUCCAGUGUGCCAGCAGUCUCAAGCCCUGCUGCACCUUUAUUGCAGGUGGAAUGCCCUCAGCCUAUAAGAUAAGGCUUCACAGUUCGGGCUGUAAAGCAUUUAGAAGCAUCCUUAACUUGGAUCCUAAAAGGCCUGCAAGCCAAUGGGAAGAGGGAUUGGAAAUUCAAUGGUCUUCUCCACCUGAACCAAUUUGUAGAACACAGCUUGACUGUUCUGGAGCAUCCAAGUGUUUACCUACUGGUAGAAAUGGUCCCUUCCGUUGCCUUUGCAAUAGGGGCUACCUCUGGGACCAUACUCGUGGAAGUUGCAAGAGAAAAAAGUGUAACAGGAAAGCCAGCCUCAGUUUAAAGGUCUCAAUAGCAGUCAUCUCCUUUGUCUCUCUAGCUGCAGUAAUAGGCAUAAUAAUUGCACGCAAGUCCUCUGCACAUGCUAACCAAGCAAAACUUGCGAAAGCAAGAGAAGACCUGUUAAAAUCAAGGAAUGGUGGGAAAGCUGCAAGGAUGUUCCAGUUGAAAGAGGUAAAGAAAGCAACAAACAGUUUCUCUAAGGACAGGGUUUUGGGGAGUGGUGGCUUUGGAGAAGUCUACAAAGGUGAGCUUCAAGAUGGAACAGUGGUGGCUGUUAAGUCAGCUAAAGUUGGUAAUGUCAAAAGCACCCAACAAGUACUUAAUGAAGUUGGAAUUCUCUCUCAAGUUAAUCACAAGUACUUGGUUAGACUCCUGGGUUGCUGUGUAGAAGGUGAGCAGCCUUUGAUGAUUUAUGAGUACAUUUCUAAUGGGACACUCCAGGACCAUUUACAUGGCAAGGCUUGCACCUUUCUGGACUGGAGAACAAGGCUGAGAAUUGCUCUGCAAACUGCUGAAGCAUUGGCUUAUUUGCAUUCUGAAGCACACACACCCAUUUACCACAGAGACGUCAAGACAACAAAUAUACUACUGGAUGAAGACUUCAAUGUGAAAGUUGCUGAUUUCGGGCUCUCCAGACUUGCUUGCCCAGGGCUGAGCCAUGUGUCAACUUGUGCUCAAGGAACGCUAGGGUACUUGGAUCCCGAAUAUUACCGGAACUACCAGUUAACUGACAAAAGUGAUGUUUAUAGUUAUGGAGUUGUGUUGCUUGAGCUUUUGACUUCCCAAAAAGCCAUAGACUUCUCAAGAAAUCAAGAUGAUGUCAAUCUAGUAAUUUAUGUGAGCCAACAAGCUAAAAAUGAUGCAAUUAUGGAAGUCAUAGAUCAGCGGCUGCUCAUUAAGCAUCCCUCAGGUAAUAUACUUAGAAGUAUGAAACUCUUAUCAGAACUCGCCUUUGCCUGUCUACAGGAAAGAAAAGUAGAUAGGCCUAGCAUGAAGAAUGUAGUUCAACAACUUGAAUGCAUAGUUCAAAUAAUAGAUCAGGAAAAAGUCCUCGGUGAAGUUAAUACUGAUAGUACAUGAAUGACCCUGCGAUACUUCUUGUAGUUAGUAACUGUUAAUUUUAUGUUAUGGAUGUUUAUGUUUAUGGUCUUUGAAUAUUCAAGUACCAAAUUAGAAGGUUUGGAAUGAAAAGGUGGUUGAAAUGAUGGAAAGGAAGACUUUAAAUGCUUGAGUAGCCAAUUGGAGCUAAAGUGAUUCCAAGGAUUGUUGUGUGUGGCUGGAAAGACAUGGAGGAAAGAUUGGGAUCAGAUUCUUACUUUGUAUAAAAAAGCAUGAAAUGAUCCAAAAGACUAGGAAUUUCAGGAAUGUGGUUAUUGGAAUCUGUUGGAAUUUAAUCAGAAUUGCUAGCUGUGAAGAAAAAGAAAUCCAUCUUUUUCUGAAAUGGAAAAGCAUUUGCAUAUCAAAGUGUGAAUCAAAUUUAGACUUGUCCUACUAAGAAAGCAUUAAUCAAUUUUCUUCUUCUUUUUUGUUCCCUUUUCUCAAAUGUAGUAAUCCAUUUUUAUGUAACUUAAUGAUGAAUGUCAACUUUAGAAAUGCACUUACUGUGUUUGUUUCA